Messenger RNA from Osmia bicornis bicornis, 1128 nucleotides. RefSeq lists its product as uncharacterized. Bases 1 to 1116 code for a protein of 371 amino acids. Lineage: Eukaryota; Metazoa; Arthropoda; Insecta; Hymenoptera; Megachilidae. The transcript has 6 exons. The record is from RefSeq and is a predicted model, not a curated record.
AUGAUAUUCAGAUUCAUCCUUAUUUGUCUGCUGCUUCGAGCCGACGUUCGCGCCGAGGAUCGCAUUCAAAGGACUCCGCAGGAUGCCGAUGGUGCUCGUUACUGCGACUUCGACGAGGCACGAAAGAACUACAACGCGACCGAUUUGUUGCAGUGCAUUGAUCGAUUGGCUGCCGAUCUAGCUGAUCGAGAAAGCGACCGGUUGAUGAAUGGAAAGGAUCAGUGGAACGGGUCGACGGGCAGACAAAUCUCAAUCAUGGAUAUUUUUUCCAGCUUCUUUCAAAAUGAUCCUUCACCACAUCAGGGCAACCCCUUUCCGGUGUACCCGACUUCCGGCCAGCAUCAACCGAAUUACCCUACCGUAUCAGGUGGAACGUUCCAGCUGAAUCUUUUCGACGCUCUGUCCUCGAUAUCCCGUCACGACGACUACAAGUGUAUACCCAGGAUACUCUGCGAAAUGGCGAGCGGAAAACUUCCCGGGAGAUCGUUAGGGAAACAAUGGUCCGGCUUCUUCGAGUUCCUUGGAAAGAACUCUUUCACGAGUUUGCUGACCAAAUUCGACGUCGAGACGGCUUCUCCUCUGCUGAACUUUGGCAGAGCGAUGCUGCUCGGAUACAGCAAUCGGGGAAGCUCCACAGUGUGUUACGAGACCUUUCCGAAAUGUCCAAGAAACAUGAACGCACUGAUUUAUUAUUUGAAUAAUUACAAUGGUGGAUUCUUUCGAUUGUUCAAUAAAUUUCAGGGUGGAAAGUAUCGGGAGAAUAUUGGUAUUCGUGAUCACAGAGAUAAUUACUCCAAAAUAGUAUUGAAAGGAAGGAUAACCUCUGGAACGAAGGAUUAUAGAAUUGGACCAGUUCGAAAUCAAAUUUAUUUUCCAAGUGUGAAAUACUACGAACACAACGAAAAACAAAAAUUUUCUGAUUAUGAAGAACCUAUUAAUGAUAAUGAAAUUGUUUUUCCUGGUCAGAAAACAUCUAAAAACGAACCCGUUAGAAACAGCCUAGAGAAUCAUGUACAGAAAUUAGAACCGAACAUCUGGCAGAACAACAUUGCAUUUUUCCCUGAGGAAAUAACUAAUCAGAGGUUCUCUAGAUUUCGAUUUCCUCCAAAUGUCUGACAAUAGCAUAAA